AGGCGCGGGGUGAAGACGCCCUGCGUUCCCCUGGCUUGGUUGGGCAGGGCUUCCAGGGAACCGAUGAAAGCCGGGGGAACUGGUCUCAAAGUGUCUCUUCCAGCCUUUCUCGGGAGGAAACUGUGGACACUAUCCAAGUUCGGGAAGGUAGCAGUGGGGGACCUUUCCCUCCAGAGUCUUGGGUCACCCGGACCCAACCAACCCAGACUUCCUUGAGUCUUACCCGAGACUCUCUAGGAGUGGAAGUUGCUAUGGCAGCGAGGCUCCAGGAAUACUGAAGAAAGCCAAGGCCUAGAGAGAGAGGCGACACCUUCCUGUACCCCUCCUUCCUACACACGGGGAAAGUGGCGCCUCCUACGCACAGGAACCGCCCCUGGGCCCCCGCCUCCGUGCGGAGACCACCGUGGACCUCCGGGGGCGGGAGGCCGCUCUGGCCCCAAGCGGAGCCUCACGCUGGUAGACGGGCUCGAGGAAGCCCCUCUGGGCUCAGCACUACUGAGCAGCUCUAUGCUCUAGCCGGAAGUGCUCCUCUCCGCCUGCCUCCCAUUCGGCUCUCUGGUCCCGGCGGUAAGAUGGCGGCUGCCGCUGAGUGCGAUGUAGUAAUGGCGGCGACCGAGCCAGAGCUGCCCGGCGACGAGGAAGCAAAGAGGGAAGCAGAGUCUUUCAAGGAACAAGGAAAUGCAUACUAUGCCAAGAAAGAUUACAAUGAAGCUUAUAACUAUUAUACAAAAGCCAUAGAUAUGUGUCCUAAAAAUGCUAGCUAUUAUGGUAAUCGAGCUGCCACACUGAUGAUGCUUGGAAGGUUCCGGGAAGCUCUUGGAGAUGCACAGCAGUCAGUGAGGUUGGAUGACACUUUUGUUCGGGGACAUCUACGAGAAGGCAAGUGCCACCUCUCUCUAGGGAAUGCCAUGGCAGCAUGUCGCAGUUUCCAGAGAGCCCUAGAACUGGAUCACAAAAAUGCUCAGGCACAACAGGAGUUCAAGAAUGCUAAUGCAGUAAUGGAGUAUGAGAAAAUAGCAGAAAUGGAUUUUGAGAAGCGGGAUUUUCGGAAGGUUGUUUUCUGCAUGGAUCGUGCCCUAGAAUUUGCCCCUGCCUGCCAUCGCUUCAAAAUCCUCAAAGCAGAGUGUUUAGCAAUGUUGGGUCGUUAUCCAGAAGCACAAUCUGUGGCCAGUGAUAUAUUACGAAUGGAUUCCACCAAUGCAGAUGCUCUGUAUGUACGAGGUCUUUGCCUUUAUUAUGAAGAUUGUAUUGAGAAGGCGGUUCAGUUUUUUGUACAGGCUCUCAGGAUGGCUCCCGAUCAUGAGAAGGCCUGCAUUGCUUGCAGAAAUGCCAAAGCACUUAAAGCAAAGAAAGAAGAUGGGAAUAAAGCAUUUAAGGAAGGAAAUUACAAGCUAGCAUAUGAACUGUACACAGAAGCCCUGGGGAUAGACCCCAAUAAUAUAAAAACAAAUGCUAAGCUCUACUGUAAUCGGGGUACGGUUAACGCCAAGCUUAGGAAACUAGAUGAUGCAAUAGAAGACUGCACAAAUGCAGUGAAGCUCGAUGACACUUAUAUAAAAGCCUACUUGAGAAGAGCCCAGUGUUACAUGGACACAGAACAGUAUGACGAAGCAGUGCGGGACUAUGAGAAAGUGUAUCAGACGGAGAAAACAAAAGAACACAAACAGCUUCUGAAAAAUGCACAGCUGGAGCUGAAGAAGAGUAAGAGGAAAGAUUACUACAAGAUUCUGGGAGUGGACAAGAACGCCUCUGAGGAUGAGAUCAAGAAAGCUUACCGGAAACGGGCCUUGAUGCACCAUCCAGAUCGGCACAGUGGAGCCAGUGCCGAGGUUCAGAAGGAAGAGGAGAAAAAGUUCAAGGAAGUCGGAGAGGCCUUUACCAUCCUCUCUGAUCCCAAGAAAAAGACUCGCUAUGACAGUGGACAGGACCUGGAUGAGGAGGGCAUGAAUAUGGGUGAUUUUGAUGCAAACAAUAUCUUCAAGGCAUUUUUUGGCAGUCCUGGGAGCUUCAGCUUUGAAGCAUCUGGUCCGGGAAAUUUCUUUUUUCAGUUUGGCUAAUGAACGGCAACCACCCAGAACACAGAAAUGCACUCACUCAGUUGAACCUUGAAUGUGGACACAGUUCACCUCCUCCCUUCAUCAUGUCUUCGUGUACUUGGAGCAGUUUCAUUUUCUCAGUUGGAUACCCCAUGUCUGUGUGAGUGGGGUGAAGGAGAGGGAGCCAGUGCCGAAGACUGUGGGAAGGGAUGGGAGGUUGGGGGGUGAACAGGGAGGCAGCCUGUGAAUUUUUGUUUUACUGUUUAACUUUAUUAAAAAAGAAAAAAAAGAAGAGAAUAAAAUGUUUUGACCCUUUCUGGCCCUCUGCUCUGG
Galeopterus variegatus (Sunda flying lemur) is the source of this 2369-nucleotide messenger RNA. It is a transcript of the gene DNAJC7, whose product is annotated as DnaJ (Hsp40) homolog, subfamily C, member 7. NCBI's taxonomy places the organism in Eukaryota, Metazoa, Chordata, Mammalia, Dermoptera, Cynocephalidae. The transcript has 14 exons. The record is from RefSeq and is a predicted model, not a curated record. Gene Ontology annotation, molecular function: protein binding. The coding region runs from base 573 to 2057 and encodes 494 amino acids.